ACGUAAGCGCCGUCUUGUCGUGGCUCCGCCCCGCUUCCUAUGGAGGAUUUAUUUAUUUUCUCCUCCGUCUCCUCCUCCUCCUCCUUCUCCUCUGGCGCCGCUGCGUCCAUUAUUACCGAGAAGAAACGGAGAACGAGCAGCGAGAAAACUCGACCACUGCAGGCCGAGCGGACCGCCUCGGAAGACUGAAGGAUGAGCGCCGACCGCGGGACGCAGAGCCGACCGGAGCCGCCGCCACUGAGCACCGGAGGAGGCAACAUGAGCUCGGACUAAGCAGGCGAGAGGACUCCGCUGCGUCCGUCGCGGCUCUCGGUCGGGAUGUCUGGAGCGGCCGGACCUGCACCGCCCACCGGGGCCGGACCGGAGCUGCCGGACCUGAGCCAUCUGACCGAGGAGGAGCGGAGGAUCAUCCUCUCCGUGAUGGAGCGACAGAAGAAAGAGGAGGAGAAGGAGCAGAGCAUGCUGAAGGAUGAGGAGGAAGUAAAACCUCCCCCAGCUUCGUGGAAUCCGCUCUCAGGGUUCAGUCAGUUGGUCAAUAAUGUUGCAGCCAAUGUGUCCGAAGUUCUGCAGGUUAAAAGUCCGACUGACAACGAGUCUCAGACGAAGUUACAUCAGCAGUUUGAGAUGUAUAAGGACCAGGUGAAGAAGCUGGGGGAGGAGCCUCCUGCGGUGCAGAUGGCGAGGGCGGAGUCUCCCACCUGCGGCGUCUGCCACAAAACCAAGUUUGCGGACGGCUGCGGCCGAGCCUGCUGCUACUGUCAAAGCCGCUUCUGCGCGCGCUGCGGCGGGCGUGUCCCUUUAAGAGCCAAUAAGGUGAUGUGGGUUUGCAACGUGUGCAGGAAGCAGCAGGAGAUCCUGACCCGGUCGGGAGAAUUUUACCCCAACGCGUCGCCUCCACACGGGCCGAUGCAGGGGGCGUCGGGGGCCGUGGGGCCCCUGAGCAAUGGAGCCACAGAGCAGCGGCGGAGCCCCUCCGCGUCGUACUACGAUGGUGGCGGCAGGAUGCCUCGCUCGCCUUCCGACCACGGCUUGGACCGCCGCCCCCGCUCCACGCACAGCUACCAUGGCAACGGCGAGGAGGAGUUACGUGUCCAGAGGCGACCAAUCAAAGACCGGCGCGGCCGCUGGCACUCACAGGACCACCCAUUUGACCCGGUUCUGGUGGACCGUGAGCUGCGGCGGCGCCAGGAGGAGGAGUUUCAGGCUCGCUACCGAAGCGACCCCAACCUGGCCCGCUACCCGGUUAAGCCGCAGCCGAGCGAGGAGACCAUGAGGAUGCUGGCGCAGGUCGGCCGGGUCCGCCACCAGCGCCGGCACAGCGACGUGUCGCUGGCUGCAGCAGAACCGGAACAUCUCAACCUCAGACACACGGCCGUCCGCCAGAAUCGGCCUCAGGGACUGAUUGGGUCUGGAGGUCAGAGGUCAUUCUCAGUUGACAGGACUCCCAAUCACCUCAGCCCCACGUCUCCUCGACGCAGCCCGUUGCCACAGCAACUCCUGGACCCGAGCUCCGCCCUCAAGAGGAAGCCCACCAAUGAGAGCAUGGCGCAGAGAGGGAGGAUGAUGGGGAAGAUGCACGUGAUUGGCAGCUUCAGCAGUUCAGAGGAGGAGCUGCUGACCACACCUGAAUACACCAGCUGUGAUGAGCCUGACAGAGACAUGGAGAGCCAGUGGUGGGAUCAUGGUACCUGGCAUGGCGAGCCUGCACCGAUGUCUAUGCAGCCGGUCACAUGGCAACAAUCCAAAGAUGGGGAGCGUCUGAUUGGUCGAAUCGUCCUGAACAAGAGGAUGAAGGACGGGACGGUUCCUGCAGAUACAGGAGCCCUGCUGGGCCUCAAGGUUGUUGGUGGGAAGAUGACGGAGUCUGGCCGUCUGUGUGCGUUCAUCACCAAAGUGAAGAGAGGAAGUCUGGCAGACACGGUGGGACAUCUGAGACCAGGUGAUCAGGUUCUGGAGUGGAACGGCCGGGUUCUUCAGGGCGCCACAUUCAAUGAGGUCUAUGACAUCAUCAUGGAGUCCAAACCAGAACCGCAGGUGGAGCUGGUGGUCUGCCGACCGAUCCGCAGAGACGUUUCAAGAGCAGCAGACGCCUCCAGUGUUCACCUGGACUCCAGUUCCAGUUCCUUCGACUCACAGAAGGUCGGCCCGACCAUCUCCGUCACCUCUCCCAUGAGCCCCAGCGUUCUGUCGGGACAAGUCUCCAGUUCAAACAGGCCUCCUCUGGUUCCCAGGAUCCAGAUCAAACUGUGGUAUGAUAAGGUUGGUCAUCAGCUGAUCGUCACGGUCCUUGGAGCCAAAGAACUUCCUGUUCGGGACGAUGGACGACCGCGAAACCCAUACGUCAAGAUCUACUUCCUGCCGGACAGAAGUGAUAAGAGCAAACGCAGGACGAAGACGGUGAAGAAGUCCCUGGAGCCUCGCUGGAACCAGACCUUCAUGUAUUCCCCGGUUCAUCGGCGCGAGUUCAGGGAACGGAUGCUGGAGCUCACCGUCUGGGACCAGGCCAGAGUCCGAGAGGAGGAGAGCCAGUUCCUGGGAGAGGUCCUGAUAGAGCUGGAGUCGGCGCUGCUGGACGAUCAGCCUCACUGGUACAAGCUGCAGCUUCAUGACGUUUCCUCGGUGCCGCUGCCCAACGCCUCCCCCUACCUGCAGAGGAGGGGACUGCAGACGGAGCCGUCCCAGAGCAGCAGGAGGCUUCAGAAUAAAGGUCCUUACUUUAACUCAGGAUCUCAGAGGAUCAGCGAUAGCGAGUUUUCAGAUUACGACUGUGAAGACGGCAUUGGCGUCAUUUCAGAUUACAGGCAGAAUGGGCGGGACUUCCACAGCUCCACCCUCUCAGUGCCAGAACAGGUGAUAUCGUCCAAUCACUGCUCCCGAUCUGAGAUGGUGCGCAGGUCACGGUCGCCAAGCCAACCGCCUCCACAAAGGUACAGCAGGGGGAUGGACCGGAGGGAUUACUACAGCCGCUCUCGCUCAGCCGACCAGCGAGCGAUGGCCGACCGACCCGUCUACGCGCGGUCUCACUCGACUGACCGCGCUGACUCCUCCUACCUUAGGUCUGGUCGCUCUGCCCCCCCUUCACCUGCACUGAUCAGGGCUAACGCUCGCGUCGGAUCCAACAUGACGAGUCCCACCGGAACGGCGGUCUGCCCUCGCCGCGGACGCCAGCUUCCUGUUGUCCCUCCAAAAGGACCUCUGGACCGAAAUGGAGAACCUUUUCACUGUGUUCAGACAGUUUUGGCCACACCAUCUGCAGGAGCACCAACAGCCCCAGCCCCACCCACGUCCCCUCAUGAAUUCCCGCCCCCCAUACAGAAACAUGCCGCUCCUCUAGUCAAUCAUCAACCUCCUCCAAUGAUACGAAUUCAGGGGCCACCAGCUCAUCCACCUCCAUCCACUCCUAUUCAUCCUCCACCUGUCCCUCCACCUGUACGCGCACCUGUGCCUACAUAUGCACCCGUUCCUCUACCUGUACGCGCACCUGUUCCUACAUCUUCACCCGUUCCUCCACCUGUACGCGCACCUGUGCCUACAUAUGCACCUGUUCCUCCACCUGUACGCGCACCUGUGCCUACAUAUGCACCCGUUCCUCCACCUGUAUGCGCACCUGUUCCUACAUCUGCACCCGUUCCCCCACCUGUACGCGCACCCGUGCCUACAUCUGCACCCGUUCCCCCACCUGCACCUGCUUCUGUGCCUGCACCCACCCCUGGUCCUCCACCCACACCUGUACCUCAACCUGCGCCUCAACCUGCACCCACAGUCACACCAACACCUAUAGCUGCCCCCGUUUCCAUCCCAACACCUGCACCUACUCCGGCCCCGCCUCCUGCUCCUGUUCAGCCCCCUCCUCCUGUCGUACAACCACAACCACCUCCUGAAUCCACUUUACCCCCAACUCCAUCCCCAGCCCCUUCACCAGCACCCUCACCAGCCCCACCCCCUCAAACUCCAGACCCAGAGAGACGCUCAGCUACACCUGGCGGCACCAGAAAAGAGGUCACAUGGGAGGACCAACAGAGGAAAACACCCAAUGGAGACAUGUUGCCAGCGAGUGGAGAAGGUGUGAUGAAGGACCCCACUAAGAUGAGGGACAGCCUGUCCUUUAAAUCGUCAGACAGCGACGUCAGCGACGUGUCUGCCAUGUCCAACGCGUCUGAAACCAGAACCGCCCUCAAGAUCAGUAAGGCAGAGUCUGUGGAGGACCAAUCAGGGGACUUGGGUGGCGGAUCAGAGGGGGCACAGGAAGUAGAGGGAGCAGCAGAGGGCGAGUCUCAGCUCCAUAAGAGCGAAUCAAUGGAGGAAGGACUGGAGGAGGAGGCGCAGUCUGAAAAAGCUGCAUCUACCUCCGGUGCUCCUCUCACCAAGUCCUCCAGCGUCGGCGGAGAGAUUUGCUCGUUAGGGAGAAACGACGACGACGACGACGACAAGAAGCGACGCUCCAGCUUCGGAGCGAGGAUGAUGGGAAUGGUGGGACUGGGAAAGAAGAGUCAGAGCGCGUCCCAGCUCAAUCCAGAGGAGGAGGAGAAGAAGAAGAAAGUGAUAAGACUUCCUGUCCAGAGGAGCGUAGAAACCGGUUUGGCCAUCGAGUUUAAAUCUCGAUUCACCCGACAGCCGAGUCGAGAUCCGGACGCCGAGGAUCCAAAACCCGGAGCUCUGAUAUUUCCAGGAGUGAAAUUGGCGUCAGAUAAGCAGUUCACCGGCUUCCUGGAGGGAUUAGGUCCCGGCCAAUUGGCUGGACGCCAGACGCUGGCCACGCCCCCCAUGGGGGACAUCCAGAUCGGGAUGGUCUACAGGAAGGAGCGGCUGGACGUGGAGGUGAUCCGAGCCCGGGGGCUUGUGGGUAAACAGGGCAACAAGAACACUCCAGCUCCUUAUGUGAAAGUGUAUUUAAUGGAUAACGGGAAAUGUGUGCUGAAGAGACGAACGCGUCUGGCAAGAAAAACUCUGGACCCGCUUUAUCAGCAACAGCUCCAGUUUGAAGAAAACCCUGAAGGAAAAGUGCUGCAGAUCAUCGUCUGGGGCGACUACGGACGGAUGGAUCAUAAAUCUUUCAUGGGAGCUGCUCAAAUCCUAUUGGACGACUUGGACCUGUCCAACAUGGUGAUUGGCUGGUUCAAACUGUUUCCAGCCACCUCAUUGGUGGACCCGGCAUUGGCGCCGCUAACAAAUAAGGAGACCGAAGGCGGCAAAUCGUAGCAUCAGGAGUCGGGACCGACUGCGUCGUCGCGUCAUAUGGGCCUCGAGGCGAGCCAGAGGGGACAAACGGUCGCUGGGUGCAGUGACCCUCCUGUGCUCCUGCAUGCUGCAUGAUGAUGUCGCAACGAUGACGUACCAGUGCCAUGAUGAUGUCAUCGGGGCGGAGGGAGGCUCCUCCCCUCGCCGAGGAGAGGGAGGGACCGGUUGGGCAAAAGAUGCUUUGAAAAAGAGAGGCCAAAAGACUCGCAGCUGCCAGCCAAUCACAGCAGCUCCUCUGUGUCAUGUGACGGGCGGCCUCUGUUUCCAUGGAGAUGCAGGAACAUGGAGGUCUGCUGCAGUGUGUUUUUUGCAUGGAACGACAAAAAGAUUAGAAGAAAAAAAAACCCUGUCAGAAACAGAGAAAACAAACCGACACCCUGGGAAUGUCGCCUGAAAACUGGAAAAUAGUUUCAUCAUUUAUGAUUUUUGUAAAAUAUCCCUGACAUGCGACUCAUUUUUCAGAUUACAUAACGUGACUUUAGAUCCAUGAACGUUCUCUAAAACAUCGUCAGUCCUGUAAGGUUUAACGUUCUGCUGCUAUGCCUGCUACAGCCUUGUUUUAAAAAACUGGGAUGCUGUAUAAAAUGUAAAUAAAUACAGAAUGCAAUGAUUUGCAAAUCAUUUAAACCAAA
Molecule: messenger RNA, 5870 nt
Organism: Xiphophorus maculatus (southern platyfish)
Lineage: Eukaryota; Metazoa; Chordata; Actinopteri; Cyprinodontiformes; Poeciliidae
Product: regulating synaptic membrane exocytosis protein 2-like
Exons: 38
Coding region: 319-5199 (1626 amino acids)
Biological process (GO): regulation of membrane potential; calcium ion-regulated exocytosis of neurotransmitter; positive regulation of synaptic transmission
Cellular component (GO): presynaptic membrane; cytoskeleton of presynaptic active zone
Molecular function (GO): transmembrane transporter binding; small GTPase binding
Source: RefSeq, a predicted model, not a curated record